This is a messenger RNA of Neltuma alba, 1377 nucleotides long. RefSeq lists its product as uncharacterized. Bases 1 to 1377 code for a protein of 458 amino acids. The record is from RefSeq and is a predicted model, not a curated record. Gene Ontology annotation, molecular function: DNA binding. Lineage: Eukaryota; Viridiplantae; Streptophyta; Magnoliopsida; Fabales; Fabaceae. The transcript has a single exon.
AUGGAUAUUUCAAGUAAUCCAAGUUCAAGAAGUGACAAUGUGACUCCUAAUACGGGAUCUUCCACUCCUAAUACUGAAACUUCCACUCCUACACCCACUUCUUCAUUACGUACCAAAACUGAUCCUGCAUGGGCACAUAUUGCAUACAAAAAAGAGGGGACACAGAAUAUAUAUACUUGUCUUUUCUGUGCUAAUAGUUAUAGAGGAGGUGGGAUAAAUAGGAUGAAGCAACAUCUUGCUGGUAUCACUGGUCAAAUAGCUUCUUGUAAGAAAGUUCCACAUGAUGUACGCCAUAGAAUGUCUGAAUCUUUGAAAGAAUCUUCAAAAGUUGAAAACUUAGAAGAGGAUGUUGAAGAAACCCAUGUUGAUCCACAAAUUAUCAUGAGUACUUCGAAGAAGAGGAAAGCUAGUGGGAGUAUGGACAAUUAUUUUGCUCCUAGGACAACCCCUGAUUCCCAACCGGGUGUUAAAAGUGCAUUAGCAACUAAAGAAGCAAAACAUAAUGUGAAAAUGUUGAUUGCUGAAUGGGCUAUUGUGAACUGUAUUCCGUUUAAAGCAUUUGAUUGCCCUUUAUUUCAAAAAGCUGUGGAUGGAAUUGCUUCAAUUGGGCCUGGGUUUAAAGCCCCUAGUGCUUAUGAUUUCAAAACCAAUUUAUUGGGUGAUUGGAAAAAAGAAUGUCAGUUGCUGAUUGAUUGUCAUCGAGCUAAAUGGAAAAACAAUGGCUGCACACUCAUGGCUGAUGGAUGGACCGAUGUUAGACAAUGCACUUUGAUAAAUUUCUUAGUGUAUUCUACACACGGUAUGGUAUUUGUGAAAUCUGUUGAUGCAUUAGAUCUAGUCAAAGAUGCUAAAACUUUAUUUACACUAUUCUGUGAAGUCAUUGAGUGGAUUGGUCCUAAGAAUAUUGUUCAUGUAGUGACUGACAAUGUAGCCAACUAUGUAGCAUGUGGCAAACUGAUUAAGGAAAAGUAUAAAAGCAUUUAUUGGUCUCCUUGUGCUGCUCAUUGUUUGAAUCUUGUAUUGAAAGACUUUUCCAGCAUGCCUCAUGUGUCGGACCUUGCAUCAAAGGCAUCAAGAAUAACCAUCUUUGCAUACAAUCAUAUGGUUUUCUUAUCCUGGCUGAGAAAAAGACCGAGUUGGAAAGAAAUUGUGCGUCCUGGUGCCACAAGAUUUGCUACUACAUUUAUUACAUUGCAUAGCAUAUAUAUGCACAAAAAUGACUUGCAAGCUUUGGUUGUUGAUAAGCAUUUUGUGGACCACAAAUUAUCCAAGACCGAAGCAGGAAAAAUUUUUAGUGCAAUCAUAUUAGAUAACCGGUUUUGGAAUGACUGUUAUGAAGUUGUAAAGAUUGUAUCUCCUUUGAUAAAAUUAUUAUGA